Salvia splendens (bonfire salvia) is the source of this 492-nucleotide messenger RNA. Its product is annotated as cytosolic sulfotransferase 6-like. The coding region runs from base 1 to 492 and encodes 163 amino acids. The record is from RefSeq and is a predicted model, not a curated record. The transcript has a single exon. Gene Ontology annotation, molecular function: sulfotransferase activity. Lineage: Eukaryota; Viridiplantae; Streptophyta; Magnoliopsida; Lamiales; Lamiaceae.
AUGUCAAAUACAUGGUCGGGCGAUAUUCUGACCUUGUUGGAGGGUUUCUGGCUGGUCAGCAGAAUCGUCGACCAGGCCAUGACCUUGCGGUCGAACUUGGACGAUCAAGACCGGCACCACUUGGCUCAAGGCGCUCUCCCAUUCCAUCCUCAGAAGCUGCGAUCACCUAACCACAGACAACCCUCGUCCCCACCAUCGAGUCCAUGUCAUUGUCAACCAACACAAAGUUGGACAUCUACGACGCCUCGCCUCCUCCACACCCACCUCCCAUACUCCAUCCUCCCGGGCUCUGUCAAGAUCCUCUACAUCGCGAGGAGCCCCAAGGAUACCCUCAUCUCCAUGUGGCACUUCUUCAAUGCCGCGAUCGAGAGCCUCUGCCGCUUGACGAGGCUGUGGAUUGCUUCUGCUCUGGCGACUGCGUCCCUGCAGGAGAAGGUCUUGUUCGUCAAGUAUGAGGAGAUGAAAUCGAUCAGUGAUAUCAUGGAUCAUUAA